CAGAGAAAAUUUGAACACUUUAAUUCGUGUGUCGUUAUUCUGAGCAGAAUUUUUCAAUUUAUGGAUUUUUUUGUUAUUUUUAAUUUGAUGUGAAUUUAUUUGACAAAUAUUUUAUUCUAAAACAUUCUUCGCAAUGCAAAAGAUUUUAUUUAUUAUUUUUCUGGCAGCGUUUGCAGUUUUAAGUCCGGCAAAAUCACUGCCAUUCUUCCCAUUCGAAAUGUUUUCUAAAUGUCAUGUUGCUGACGAUACCUGUCCAAAUGAAAAUAUCACAUUUUGGUUGUACACAAGAGAUACCCAAAAUAAUCCGACGCAAUUGAAUAUGGCAGAUGAACAAACCGUAACAUCAGCAAAUUAUGCAGCAAAUCGACCAUUUAUAGUGCUUUUACACGGUUAUACGGGACACAAAGAUUAUUCACCAAAUAGUCACAUACGACCGGCACUAUUUCAAAAUGAUGAAUACAAUGUGAUUAGUCUCGACUAUCAUCCAUUAGCACCUGAACCAUGUUAUGUCCAAGCCGUGCAUAAUUUACCAGUCGUUGCAAAAUGCACGGCACAAUUGUUGGAUUUUAUGAUGGGAAAGGGAAUUUUCACACUUGACGAUUUGCAUAUAAUCGGUUUUUCGUUGGGCGCACAAACAGCCGGAAUGAUAUCAAAUUAUGUUAAAACUGGAAAAUUACGAAGAAUCACAGCACUCGAUCCCGCCAAGCCGAUGUUCAUUUUUGCUAACGCCGAGCACAGAGUUGGUCCGGAUGACGCCGAUUUCGUUCAAGUAGUUCAUACAGAUGCAUUUGCACGAGGUGUAUUAACUGCAAGUGGUCAUCAAGAUUUUUAUAUGAAUGGAGGUAUCGAGCAACCGGGCUGCAAUUCAAAGCGAAAUCAAAGUAGAGGCAGUUGUAAUCACGAUAGAGCGCCCAUAUACUUUGCCGAAUCGAUAAAUUCGGACACGGGAUUUUGGGGUUUUCGUUGUGCAGAAUGGAAGGACUGGGCAUUGGGAUUAUGUCGAAAUUCCAAAGAACAAGCGAUCAUGGGAUGGAAGGCGACGAAUGAAUCUCAAGGUGUAUAUAUGGUGUAUACAAAUCGCGAGAGUCCAUAUGCAAGAGGAAAACAAGAGUAGCUUUAACAAGUUCAACUGUUACAUUCAUACACAUAGAAAGAAAUAGACAUUAAAACACAGAGUACAAAGCCCCUGAACCACAAACAUUUAUGAACUUAUCACAAAAUUUAUUGUAAGCAUGUGAAAAUAGUAGCGCAAAAG
Molecule: messenger RNA, 1255 nt
Organism: Contarinia nasturtii (swede midge)
Lineage: Eukaryota; Metazoa; Arthropoda; Insecta; Diptera; Cecidomyiidae
Product: inactive pancreatic lipase-related protein 1-like
Exons: 8
Coding region: 134-1114 (326 amino acids)
Biological process (GO): lipid metabolic process
Molecular function (GO): lipase activity
Source: RefSeq, a predicted model, not a curated record